CAGGCCUCUGGCCCUGUGCCUCCCUGGCUAAAGAGCACCCUGUGGGGAGGAAGCAGGGCCCCAGGCGGAACCGGGAAAACACACCGGGGCUUUAAACAGACCGGGCCACUCCCAUCGAAUUUGGAAAGCGGUUAAAAGAGGUCGUGCCGCAUUCUGCGCCGCGUCCCUCUUCCUUCAGUCCCGCCGAGUGUCCCCGACCAGAGGUGACCUCCUAGAAGGGGAGGUCCCCAAACUCGAGGCCCUGUGUGUAGGGAAGGGGAGCGCCCGCCCCUUCCCCGCCGCCGCGAGCGCCCCGGGAGGGGACCGGGGCUGCCGUCCCUCCGCCUCUUCCCCCGCGGGGCGUAGCGAUGGCCCGGGCCAGGGCCGGGGCGCUGCUGGCGCUUUGGGUGCUCGGGGCCGCCGCGCAUCCGCAGUGCCUGGACUUCAGGCCGCCCUUCCGGCCGCCGCAGCCUCUGCGCCUCUGCGCGCAGUACUCGGACUUCGGCUGCUGCGAUGAGGGGCGCGACGCCGAGCUGACCCGCCGCUUCUGGGCCCUGGCGAGCCGCGUGGACGCCGCCGAGUGGGCCGCGUGCGCCGGCUACGCGAGGGACCUGCUGUGCCAGGAAUGCUCGCCGUAUGCAGCCCACCUCUAUGACGCCGAGGACCCAUUCACGCCCCUGCGCACAGUGCCCGGGCUCUGCCAGGAUUACUGCCUGGACAUGUGGCAUAAGUGCCGGGGGCUGUUCCGUCACCUCUCAACUGACCAGGAGCUCUGGGCGCUGGAGGGCAACCGUGCCAGGUUCUGCCGCUACCUGUCCCUGGAUGACACGGACUACUGCUUCCCUUACCUGCUGGUCAACAAGAACCUCAACUCAAACCUGGGCCACGUGGUAGCCGAUGCCAAGGGCUGCCUGCAGCUGUGCCUGGAGGAGGUGGCCAAUGGGCUGCGCAACCCCGUGGCCAUGGUCCAUGCCAGGGAUGGCACCCACCGCUUCUUCGUGGCCGAGCAGGUGGGGCUGGUGUGGGCCUACCUGCCCGACCGCUCGAGGCUGGGGAGGCCUUUCCUGAACAUCAGCCGGGUGGUGCUCACCUCGCCCUGGGAGGGUGACGAGCGUGGCUUCCUGGGCAUUGCCUUCCACCCCAGCUUCCGGCACAACCGCAGGCUCUACGUCUACUACUCAGUGGGUAUCCGCAGCAGUGAGUGGAUCCGCAUCAGCGAGUUCAGAGUCUCUGAGGAUGACGAGAACGCCGUGGACCACAGCUCUGAGAGGAUAAUCCUGGAGGUCAAAGAACCAGCCUCAAACCACAACGGGGGCCAGCUGCUUUUCGGGGAUGACGGGUACCUCUACAUCUUCACCGGAGAUGGCGGGAUGGCCGGAGACCCCUUUGGGACAUUUGGAAAUGCCCAAAACAAGUCGGCGCUGCUCGGCAAGGUGCUGCGCAUCGACGUGGACCGUAAGGAGCGCGGCCUGCCCUACGGCAUCCCGCCCGACAACCCGUUCGUGGGCGACCCCGCGGCGCAGCCCGAGGUCUACGCCCUGGGCGUGCGCAACAUGUGGCGCUGCUCCUUCGACCGUGGCGACCCCUCCUCGGGCGCUGGCCGCGGGCGCCUCUUCUGCGGCGACGUGGGCCAGAACAAGUUCGAGGAGGUGGACCUGGUGGAGCGCGGCGGCAACUAUGGCUGGCGCGCGCGCGAAGGGUUCGAGUGCUACGACCGCAGCCUGUGCGCCAACACCUCCCUCAAUGACUUGCUGCCGAUUUUCGCCUACCCGCACACGACUGGCAAGUCGGUCACAGGGGGCUACGUGUACCGGGGCUGCGAGUACCCCAACCUGAACGGCCUCUACAUUUUUGGGGAUUUCAUGAGCGGGCGUCUGAUGUCCCUCCAAGAGAACCCAGGGACAGGCCAGUGGCAGUACAGUGAGAUCUGCAUGGGCCACGGCCAGACCUGUGAGUUCCCAGGCCUCAUCAACAACUACUACCCGUACAUCAUCUCCUUCGGGGAGGACGAGGCCGGGGAGCUGUACUUCAUGUCAACAGGGGAGCCGAGUGCCACAGCUCCACGCGGAGUUGUCUACAAAAUAAUUGACGCAUCCAGGCGGGCACCACCUGGCAAAUGUCAGAUCCAGCCUGCUCAGGUGAAGAUCAGAAGCCGUCUCAUCCCCUUUGUGCCCAAAGAAAGUCUUCCAAUUCUUCAGAGAAGCAGAAAAUCCCCCCAUCCACUCAUUCACCACGGACACGUGCCCUGCCCUGGGGAUACAGCACACGAGUUCAUCCCGAAGACACGGAGCACCCCGCGGCCUACAGCGCGGGCGUCCACUCGGGCGCCCCGCCGAGGGCGCCCCACGGCCGCUCCCCCCGCGCCCACCCCGCGGCCAGCGCGGCCCACCCAGCUGCCAGGGAGCCGGAGGGGCGGCGGGCGGCGGCGGGGGCGGCUGAACUCGGCGAGCCGGGCGUUCCGGGAUGGCGAGGUGCGCCUGGUGCGGCCCGCGGGCCUGAGCUCUGGCAGCGGGCGCGUGGAGGUGUUCGUGGGCGGACGCUGGGGCACCGUGUGCGACGACUCCUGGAACAUCAGCGGCGCCGCCGUCGUGUGUCGCCAGCUGGGGUUUGCCUACGCCGUGCGCGCCGUCAAGAGAGCCGAGUUCGGCCAGGGCGGCUCGCUGCCCAUUCUUCUGGACGAUGUGCGCUGCACGGGCUGGGAGCGGAACCUGCUGGAGUGCCAGCACAACGGCGUGGGCACCCACAACUGCGAGCACGACGAGGAUGCGGGCGUCGUGUGCAGCCACCAGAACCCCGACCUGUAGGCAACACGCCGCUGCCCCAGGCCAUCCCGCCGGCGGGAGAGCCUGGCAGGGGCCGCUCCGCCCUGUGUGCGCCCAGCGGGUGCACACGUGUUCUAGAGUGAAAGGGGUGCGGGUGUGUGCUGUCCUGGGGACAUGUGUGAGGCACUGCAGUGCAUGUGUGUCCCCUGCAGACCCAAGGCAGGAGUGUGUGUUGGGGACGGUGUGGGCUCUGGAAGUGCAUGGUCCAUCAUGGGUGGGAGGAGUUCCUUUCUUACCUCCAAGCGUUCCAGACACCAGCAGGAACAGCAGCCGGGCUGUGGGACCCUGAGGAGGGAGGGCAGCCAGGCUUCGAGGAUGGACAUGGCCCCUGGCUGUGCUAACAGAGGCACAGCUUGCAGACUGAGGGCAGUGGGGGGAACCAGGCUUGUCCUGCCCACAGCUGGAAUGGAAGGUGCAAGAACAGCCAGAGGGUGACCUGAGGAAUGUGGCCCAGACAGCAUGGCCUGGUGCCUGCAUCCCCCCCACCCCCUGGCAGUCAGAGGCGCUGGAGAGAACCGGAAGGCAUCCAGUGGGGAAGGGAGAGCCUUCUGGAAGGUGGGAGCAGGGUGAGCUGCAGGCCUGGGGCCCCACUGGAGGGGCAGGCUGCGUGGAGGAGCCAGCACCUGCUCAGGGAGGAUGGCUGUGAGGACUGCAUGACCUCCAAGGCCGUAUGCUGGAGAAGCCACUCAGCAGCAUACCCAGCCCUUGUGGGUGCUCCUGGGAUGGGACCAGCCUCCUCCAACCCUGAGGCCUGAUUCUCUCUUGCUCUUGGGGCAGAAGCCACCCACACUAGCUGGGCAGAGCUUUCACCCUGGCCCUCCAGUGAGUGGGUGGGCCUCCACCACUUUCAAAGCUGUGUUUGGGCCCUGGGGCCACCUCUGUCCUUUCCAUCCCCAUCCCUGCUCAGUGUAAACCCAGGAGACCUGAUUCCUCCAGGCCUACCUCGGGGCUGACCAGGCUGGGGGUCCAGUGAAACUACUGACACUUUUUCACCCAGGGCUAUGCCAAUAAUGUGGCUGUUUACACACCGCUUUCCUGCCUCCUCUCUGACCUGCACCUGUAUGGGAGCCGGGGUGGGAACCAGGAGAAAGGGGUGAGGGCUCCCGCUUCCCACCUGCAUCACAGGUGGAAGCUCCUUCACUCCAGGGAUGCUCGGCCCUGGCUCUGUGCCAGGCCGCAGAGGGGCACUUAGUAUGACUGCGCUCAGCCUCGGAUGGGAGCACGGGUGGGGGUGGGUAAGCAGAUGAGUCACCAGGCAGUGAGGACAGGAUGUGGCCCAUGUCGGGGGUUGGAAGAGGUCUGGGUGGGGCACCCAAACCCAACCUAUGGGGGGGGGCUUUGGGGAGGGGGUGAUGCUGUGCCAAGUUCUGGGAGCUGGCACCAGGGGUGGCUGGGCAGGCCUUGGGGCAGGCAUGAGUCUGGCAGGGUCUCCUAGCUGCUAGUAUAGGGUCUCCUAGCCGCUAGUAUAGGAUCCUGGGCUGCAGCAGAAAGCUUUAGGGUCACUGUCUUGGACUCCUCAUACUCUGUGCUUUACAGAAUGGGAAACUGAGGCACACAGAGGUUAGAUAUCUUAGUUAGGGCACCAAGCCAGGGAAGGGAGAAGUCAAGUUUGAAUACAGCAGCUUAGUUUAGAGUCCCUGCACCCUAACCACUGCCCUCCCCAGCUCCACUAUGCCUGCAGAGAGGGGUGUGCUGGGGCUCCUGCCUGGUGUGGGAGUGCCACCCUGGCUGGGAAGCAGCUGAUGGAGAUACCUGGGGGCUCCUCUUGCCUGGUAGGUGGCCCUGCUGCUGGCCUCAUGCUCCUCUCGGGCCUCCAGUGGCCCAGGGGUGGUUGAGUGGGCAUCUUCCUGGGAUGCAGGGGAGUUCUGAGCUCUCAUGCCGGGGGUGUUAGGAGAUAGCAGGCCGUUAAUGACCAUCCCAGCCGAAUUCCUCACCGUGCAGAUGAGGAAGUGAGCUCAGGGAGGCUGAGUGUCCUGGGCCUGUUGCCAGAUGAGGCCACGCUGAGACUGGAGCCAGGGAAGGUGCAGCAAGCCUUGAGGCCCUCAAGAAUGCAGCCAAGCCAGGGCCCUGCUUGCCUGGCCCCAGAAGCUGUUUUGCUCAGAGCUGGAUUAGGAGGGUUGGCAAAGGGAGCUCUGGGUGCAGCCUCAGGCCCUCCAGUACUUCUCUGGGCAGUUCGGGCUUUGGCCUUGAGUCUUCCAGGCCAGGCGCUCUUCCUCCCCAGCCUCCAACUCAUCACCUCUCAGGCCCCAAACUGGGCCUGGGCUAGGCUGCAGCCUGCCUCCUGGGGACUCACUCCACAGUCCCCAGGUCAGUGGUCCCCAACCUUUUUGGCAUCAGGGACUGGUUUCAUGUAAGACAAUUUUUCCAUGGAUGGGGGUUGGGGGGAUGGUUUUGGGAUGAAAUGUCCCACCUCAGAUCAUCAGGCAUUAGAUUCUCAUAAGGAGUUCACAGCCUAGAUCCCUCGCAUGCACAGUUCAUAGUAGGUUUCAUGUUCCUAUGCGGAUCUAAUGCCACUGCUGAUCUGGCAGGAGGCAGAGCUCAGGUGGGAAUGCUCGCUCCCCAUGCUACCCUGCCGCACUGCCACUCACCUCCUGCUGUGUGGCCCGGUUCCUAACAGGCCACCCAUCAGUACUGGUCCAUGGCCCAGGGUUUGGAGACCUCUGCCCUAGGUAGUAAUAAGAGUGGACAGCUGUUAUAUGUAAAUACUUGUUCCCCGAUGCUGGAAAGAAAUAGCACUAAAACAUAAAUUUAAUUCUUUCAGCAAGGCAAUUUUACUUUCUGCAGAAAGGGUGCUCAUUGCAGAUGGAACAAUAGCGAGAGGACACCUGAACAAAGGAGGGAAGCAAUUGUUAGCCCUUACGCAGUUUGUCCCUGCUACUGUGUCCUAUGUCCAUUGGCAGAAGCCAGACCGCACAAUCUAAACUAAAACCCGAUUGGCUGUUUAAAAUUUUUCUAAAUAGGUAAAAGUAAUGGAAGGAUAAAGGAAAAGAGGAAGUUGCUUAUGAAAGGACUUAGACAAGUAAUAAUAUUCCCAAAUAAGGAAGGGGUAUAGGCUGUGAGCUGGGACAUGCCUGUGAGCAUGUCCAGCACAGAUAUCUUGGUUAAAGUAUAAGGACAUAGAACGUACUAUGUGCCUGUGAGCAUGUCUAACACUUACAUAGGAUAGGGCUUGACAAAGAGUUAUUAGCAUAAAACAAGGAGGUUUGAAGGAAGCUCGUCUUUAAAAGAAACCAUUAUUUCUAACACUUAUGAUUUAUUCUUUAACAAGAAGGGAAACUUUGAAGAGAAACUUUUACUUUCUACAACAGUUGACCUCUGCUGAGCACUUACUACGUGCCAAGCACUGCUCUGAAAGUUUAACAUACCAUUCACUCAUGUAAUCCUCAUAUUAAUGCACAUUUACUCACGUGGAAGCCGAGUUCCAGGGCAUUUGUCACUUACCAAAUGUCACAUAGCCAAAAUUUGAAUUUGAGCCCAGGUAGUCCAGCUCUGGGACCCUGCUGUGGGCCUUCCUACUGGGCCACCUCAAUGGCAUUGAAAGCCAGCCCCACCCCACUGGGACACAAGUUCAGAGAAGGGCAGAACUGGCUCCCUGUCCAGUGCUUCUUUCACUCCACCACCUACAGCUGGCCGCUGAGGGAGCAUUCACAUGUGACUCUGUCCCCAGGGACUCCGAUCUUGCCUUAAAGUCCUCCAGGGCCUCUGGGGAUGGGGUCACAGCCUUCACCCUCACCCCCUCUAAUCCAACCUGUAGUCAACAGCCAGGAUCAGAUUCCCAGAGAGGGGCUGCCCUGCCCAGUGCCACACAGCUUAGUUCUGGAGCCUCAGGGUCAAUGCUGCAGGGGUGGCCCAGUGUCCAGGACUGUGUUCAAGACAUCAGCCAGAGGUCACAACAUCCCAGGCCCUAGACUGAGCCUAGGGGUCACCAUGUUGAUACCUUAGAAAUGUUUGGGAGGUUCAAGGAAGCUGGAAACUGGGUUCCAGUCCUGGCUCUGUGCCUCUCUGAGUCUCAUUGCAAAAUAGAGGUCACCAGAAGGAUUACUGGAUGAAAAAUGAGGUAGCAUUGCAGACGUGCAUGGCACGUACACUCCAGGUUGCUUCCUAGACAGAAAGCUCAGUUCGAGGCUGGUGGCAUCCAUGCUGGCAGCAGCCAACUGUCUACGACAGAGUGAGGAGGGGCAUGCCACGUGAAGGACCAGCAUCAGAAUGACAUGGGAAGAAACCGUCACAAUAGCAGGAGAAAGAGCUCCUCCAGCCUAACAUGUAGAACUCAAGUCUUCUUGUGGCACAUCUGUCCCCUCGCCCCUCCUCCCCCACUGAGAACUAGCUUUUACUGAGCAGUUAUUACAUGCCAGCUACCUCGGGUGUGUCAGCUCAUUUAAUCUUGACAACAGCUCCACGAGACACCCUCAAUAUCAGUGUCCCUGUUUUCCAGAUGAGGGGACAGAUUCCUAGGGCGUUAUGUAAGUGGUCCCCGGGGCUUUAGAGGCAGGUUUGCACCAAGGCCCAUUCUCCCAAAGCCGGAUCCUUCUCCUUCCCUGGGAUACGGCACCUCCACCCUGCCAGGCCACCCAUGUAAAGGCAGCCAAUUCAGAGCCACCUCUUAUGCCUGCAUCUCCCCCAACAAUUCCUGCUGGGAAACCACUCCUCGUAUGGUGUCAUCUACACCAGUGGGUUUCAAGCUUGAGAAGAAUCAAGUUCUACAGGGCUGCCUAAAACACAGAUUGCUGGGUCCUGUCUCUCAGAGUUUUUGACUCAGUCUUGGUUGAGAAUUUUCAGUUCUAGAAGCUCCUGGGUAACGCUAAUGCUCCUGUUCUAGGGGCCAUAGUCAUUGUCCAUACUGGUGCUAUCCAAUAGAAACAUAACGUGAGCCAAAUAGGUAAUUUAAAAUCUGCUUGUAGCCAUGUUAAAAAAGUAAAACAGGUAAAAUUAA
Gorilla gorilla gorilla (western lowland gorilla) is the source of this 7734-nucleotide messenger RNA. RefSeq names its product HHIP like 1 (gene HHIPL1). NCBI's taxonomy places the organism in Eukaryota, Metazoa, Chordata, Mammalia, Primates, Hominidae. The record is from RefSeq and is a predicted model, not a curated record. The coding region runs from base 348 to 2783 and encodes 811 amino acids. Gene Ontology annotation, cellular component: membrane. The transcript is spliced from 10 exons.